GCUGAACUUUGAACAGGCAAGAGUAAUACCGUGUUAAACAUUUAGUGUGUAAUGUGGUUUUCCAGCGUUGCUUAAGCAAUCUCCUUACGUUCAGUAUGCCUUAUGUAUUAGUUUCUACACAGAUAAGAUUGGAAAGAGGCCCAACGAUUGUCGGUGAUGAGAAUUCUGAUCCGGAGUUAAUGCUUAAACUUGGUGCUGUUAAAAAAGUUGAUCCUGGGAAUAACUUGAACAUUGGUGCAUUAAACAUGGCUAAAGUCCAGGUGAUGAAUGUUGUUGUACUCGACAAUCCGUCAGCUUUCUUGAAUCCAUUUCAGUUUGAAAUAACAUUUGAGUGUGUAGAAGAUCUCCAGGAAGAUCUCGAAUGGAAAAUAAUUUAUGUUGGUUCUGCAGAAAGUGAAGCAUUUGAUCAGGUACUAGAUACUGUGUAUGUGGGACCUGUGCCAGAGGGACGGCAUAUGUUUGUAUUCCAAGCAGAACCUCCAGAUCCAAAAAAAAUACCAGUGGCAGAUGUUGUUGGUGUCACUGUUGUGUUGCUCACAUGUUCAUAUAGGGGCCAGGAAUUCAUCCGUGUUGGUUACUACGUAAAUAACGAUUACACGGACCCUGAGCUGCAGGCCCAGCCACCAGCAACACCACAGUUCGACAAACUGCAACGCAAUAUUCUCGCAACAAAUCCUCGAGUAACUCGUUUCAAGGUUGACUGGGAUGACAACCCCAGUAGAGCAACAAGUAAUGGAGGUGGCGAGAAUGGUACUGCUGUGAUGGAAAGUGGAAGUACUACAAAUGGCAUGCGCUCAUCCCUUGAGGCAACUAUGACAGCAAAUAGUUUGGAUGGUGGACCUAUAAGGGCUAGUAUAUUAGCUUCUGGAGAGACAAGCAUGGAGAUGUAGUUGUUUAUUUGUGAAACAUUGUUAAAAGUGCUGCAAAGAAAGUGGUUAAGACAUUCAAUUGCAAAUUUUGCAAGCAAGACUGCAGUAAUAAAACAUUAUUUAAGGCAAGCUGACAAGAUGAAUCAAUACAGCGGUG
Messenger RNA from Schistocerca nitens (vagrant locust), 1026 nucleotides. RefSeq names its product histone chaperone ASF1 (gene asf1). The record is from RefSeq and is a predicted model, not a curated record. Gene Ontology annotation, molecular function: histone binding. Bases 96 to 890 code for a protein of 264 amino acids. Gene Ontology annotation, cellular component: nucleus. NCBI's taxonomy places the organism in Eukaryota, Metazoa, Arthropoda, Insecta, Orthoptera, Acrididae. The transcript is spliced from 6 exons. Gene Ontology annotation, biological process: negative regulation of biosynthetic process; DNA replication-dependent chromatin assembly.